Messenger RNA from Diabrotica balteata, 1221 nucleotides. Lineage: Eukaryota; Metazoa; Arthropoda; Insecta; Coleoptera; Chrysomelidae. The record is from the annotation of a GenBank genome assembly.
AUGGGUGAUUAUCAAGUAACACAAGUUCAGCAAGAUGCUCUUGGGGCUGUCCAGCUAGAGUUAGGAGGAAAUCCCAACACUCUAGCAUUACGCCGGCCGUUCGACCCUUUGGCCCAUGAUUUGGAAGCUAGUUUCAGAUUGACGCGAUUCGCCGAUUUGAAGGGCCGUGGAUGCAAAGUACCCCAAGAAGUACUUAAUAAACUUGUAGAGGGACUCCAGCAGGAUUAUAAUUCUGCAGAACAUGAACAUGCUCACUUUAUGCAUAUGGCAAUUCCGCGAAUUGGAAUCGGCCUUGAUUGUUCGGUUACACCCCUUCGCCACGGAGGACUUUGUUUGGUACAAACCACUGACUUCUUCUAUCCAUUGGUGGAUGACCCAUACAUGAUGGGAAAAAUUGCUUGUGCUAAUGUUUUAAGUGAUCUUUAUGCCAUGGGAGUCACUGAAUGUGAUAAUAUGCUUAUGUUACUGGGAGUUAGCACCAAAAUGACAGAAAAAGAAAGAGAUGUUGUUAUUCCUCUAAUUAUGAGAGGAUUUAAAGACUCAGCUCUUGAAGCAGGCACAACUGUCACUGGAGGUCAGACUGUUGUUAAUCCAUGGUGUACUAUUGGUGGAGUGGCAACUACUGUUUGCCAGCCAAAUGAAUACAUUGUUCCAGAUAAUGCAGUAGUUGGAGAUGUCUUGGUCUUAACAAAACCUUUAGGGACACAAGUGGCAGUCAACGCCCAUCAAUGGUUGGAUCAGCCAGAACGUUGGAAUAGAAUAAAAUUAGUUGUUAGUGAAGAAGAUGUAAGGAAAGCCUACCACCGUGCUAUGGAUUCUAUGGCUCGCCUCAACCGUAUUGCCAGCAGGUUGAUGCAUAAAUAUAAUGCCCAUGGAGCUACUGAUAUUACAGGUUUUGGUCUACUUGGCCAUGCUCAAACAUUGGCCUCUCACCAGAAAAAUGAAGUAUCUUUUGUCAUUCACAAUUUACCUGUCAUUGCAAAGAUGGCUGCAGUUGCUAAAGCAUGUGGAAAUAUGUUCCAGUUAUUGCAAGGACAUUCCGCUGAAACUUCUGGAGGACUCUUAAUAUGUUUACCACGUGAACAAGCUGCUGCCUAUUGUAAAGAUAUAGAGAAACAAGAAGGUUAUCAAGCAUGGAUUAUUGGUAUUGUUGAGAAAGGCAACAGAACUGCUCGUAUCAUUGAUAAACCUCGAGUUAUCGAGGUUCCAGCUAAAGAGUAG